This is a messenger RNA of Pichia kudriavzevii, 3396 nucleotides long. RefSeq lists its product as uncharacterized. Gene Ontology annotation, biological process: positive regulation of TOR signaling. The record is from RefSeq and is a predicted model, not a curated record. The coding region runs from base 1 to 3396 and encodes 1131 amino acids. The transcript has a single exon. Lineage: Eukaryota; Fungi; Ascomycota; Pichiomycetes; Pichiales; Pichiaceae. Gene Ontology annotation, molecular function: protein binding.
AUGUCAAACUUUAUAAAUAACAAGGGGGAGAACAAUGGUGGAUGGACGCAGUCAUCUACAAACUUAAAUGCCAUGGCCAGUACCAACAUGAUUCCGAGUGAAAGUACAUCCAGCAACAUCGAUAUUAUGUCUAGAUUCUCCUUUGGAUCUCCUUCGAAAUCUAGUUUCCCGAGUUUAUCAUUUUCAUCGUAUCACAAUUCUAAUCAACAACAGUUAGGAAGUCCCUUAGAUUCAACUCGGCGUCCAAGUGGGAACCAAUCCAGAGUUUCCCAUAUGUACAAUAAUUCUUUGCUCAAUUCAACAGGCUCAAACAAUACUUACCAUUUACAGGGUAUAAAUAAUGAAUACAACCAUUCCCGACAAACUUCAACAUCUCCACAAAUACCAACAGCACCGCACUUUGUCAAACCAUUGGUACCGACAGAACGGAUGUAUUUCCAAGCCUCAAGUGAAAUUUUAGCUUGUGAUAGAUCAUGGGAAACUCCCAACCUGAUAGCUAUAGCGACACCAAGGAAUCUCCAAUUAUUGAAAGUGUCAACCACAGAUAUAAGUUUGGAGACGGAUUUAGUGAUUAAACAGAAUGGUAGAAAGAAAAUCAGUACAAUCAGCGAUUUGGCCUUUGGACACCAGAAUUACGGAAGGUACCUUGCAGCAUCCACAAUAACUGGCUCCAUAUCUAUCUAUCAUUUUGAUAGAGGUACAAGAGUGAAGACAGUAUUGAGUGGUCAUAACCGUGCUGUCAAUACCAUAGAUUUCAACCAUAUCAAUUCCAGUUUGCUUGCCAGCGGAUCACAGGAUGGUAAAAUACACAUUUGGGAUAUUAAGACAAGUAGCUCAAAACCGGCCAUGACUUUGAAUUGCAAUGCAGAUGCAGUUAGAUGCUGCAGCUUUCAUAAUAAGAAGCAAAACACAUUAGCUGCUGUUUUUGAUUCCGGCGUUGUGGAAAAAUGGGAUUUAAGAAAGACAAAUACUUGGGAGAGAAGGAUAAAUGCCCACACCGGCCCUGCACUAACAGUGCAUUGGCAUCCUGAGCUAGACUACAUUGUCACCGGUGGUAGAGAUAAGCAACUACAGGUAUGGAAUUUGGAAGGCUCAAACGAUAUCAGAGAGCCGUCUCAUGUGAUAAAUACUACAGGUCCAAUAUCAAAGGCGAGAUGGUGUAAAGGCAGAGGAAAUGGAUCGAUUAUGAACACGGAUAUUGCCGUAUCUUAUUUCAAUGAUGAUCCAAAUGUUCAUAUCUGGAACCUGAAUAGAAAGUUUAUCCCGAAAUCAAUAAUAGAUGGGCAUUCUGCUCAAAUCACUCAAAUAUUAUGGAGAACUCCUAAGCAUUUGAUCAGCUGUUCGAAGGAUAAGACCCUUAUUCAGUACGAUGUUACCAAGGAAAAAGAGUUUAUAGAAAACAUACCUAAUGGGGCAAUUGCAUGGAGUCCCACUAAUACAGUGGACUUUGCCUUUGUUAAACAAACCAAGGCCCAAUUCCAAGGGCCAUUCAACAUGUCUGCCAAUGCUUCUAGAGCUGCCACUAAUGAGUUGAAUCCUGUGGAUGAAGCCGACCAAUCAAAUGUGAGCGUGGGUAGUAGCAACAACUCCAACCAGAAUGUAGGUAAUAUAGGCAUAAAUACAGCUACAAAUGAGAACAGCGGUAUGCAGUUAUAUGAGAUGCUAAGCAAAUCACCCGGAAAUGGGAAUUCCGUGGGCGGAUCAUCCUCUCUGCAGAAACACAAACAAGGUUUAUCAAGGCAGCCGUCGUACAUAAACAAAGCACAAAUUCCCACACCCAAGAAUCUACCGCCACCUGCAUGGAUAACGCCUGUUCAUGUCCCACUUUUAUCUAACGAUCUGGAGAAGCUCCAUUUUCUGUCCACCAACUAUCUAAUCAGAGUACCCCCUAGUUCUGACAUAACUGAAGUUUGUGAGUUUAAUUCCAUGGUGGCGGCAUCAGUUGGCCUUUUUCGAGACUCGCAAACCUGGAAGUCAAUUCAAAUGGCCAUUAAUUUGGACGAAGAGGUUAAACACAGUAUUAUUGCCGAGGAGAAGCUGAAAAACUUUACUUUUGAAAAUAGCAAUAAGGUGCCGUACAGUCGUUCAGAUAGUCAACUCGGCUCUUCCUUCAAUUCUGCCAGCGAAUUGGUGGGCCAUAGGAGGAGAGAAAGUAAAGAUACCAGUGGAUGUAGUUUCAAGGAAAGCGAACUAUCCAUGACGUACGGUAGCGAGCCGUAUGAGUUCACAAGGGGAGAUGAGAGUGCGAUUAUUGAUGAAGAAGAUGCCAAGAAUGAAGUUCAAACGGACACCGAAGGGAGGGAAGACUCUGGUCGGAAGCUUGUAAACGGUGGGGAAGACGAAAACCAUACUGAUAAAGGUAAUACAAGUGAAUCACAGUCGACGAGAAGUAAGGUAGGUAGUGUCCGUGAGAAACUUGACCAAGUAAAUCUUGGGACACCCAGCUUACCAUUUCCCCAAGCGAGCCGACGUGGCUCGCAUGCGGCGAUUAGCAGAUACAGAUAUUCAUUUACAGGGUCUUCGAUUGAUCUGGAUGACGAGAAACAUGGUUCACCGUUGUCUCUUGGGGGAUCUCCCAUAUUGAGUAGAUCUAGGUCCAGGUUAAUCCUGCAGAACUUCAACGCACGCAAUAUUGAGGAAACCAUUAUGCCACACAUUAACAAAGUCGAUACAAGGGCAAGCAAGAUUUCCGAUGCCAAAAGUCAACUAACGGCCAUCAUGAAGGAAGAGCAAAACUCGACUCUUACCUCAACGCAGGUGGCCUCUACUAGCAAAGAAGAUGGCGAUGACGCUAGCAGCGGCCAGAAGGACCGAUUGGUUGUUCCUUGGAACCCAACGGACAUGAUCAAGAAGGCCUGUGAGUAUAGUUCAGAGCAGGGCGAUGUCUUGAUGUGUGCCACCUUGUCAUUGCUAUUUGAGAGAAGCUAUCCGGCAGCAUUUUCCAAAAUGCAAGCUGAAGAGUGGAUUUACACUUACCACGAGUAUCUUCUAAGAUGCGGAUACUUCAACAAUGCUGCCACAAUUCUCAGGAUUGCAUGUGAGAGCCACGAGAGUUUCAAGAAGAUCGGACAGACGAAAACCUCCGUAAGACUGUUAUGUUGUCAUUGCCAGAAGCCGCUUUUAAACGAGAGGAGCAGAGAAAAAUACAAAAAGAACCUAAACAGGCAAUUAGACAGCGGCGACGCCGAUGUGUACAGGGUCGACUUUGGGUUUUGGUACUGCGAUCGAUGUCGCCGAUUACAAGGACAGUGUUGUUACUGUGUCGAACCAAUCAAGGGGAAUGCCGUUGCUCUGAUUGGAUGCGGCCACGAGGGCCAUUUUGGGUGUUUCCGGACAUGGUUUCUUGAACAGGGAGAGACAGAGUGUCCCUCCUGUGGCACAACUUGUAUACACUAA